Messenger RNA from Hyaloscypha bicolor E, 1517 nucleotides. RefSeq lists its product as uncharacterized. The transcript is spliced from 2 exons. Gene Ontology annotation, biological process: G protein-coupled receptor signaling pathway. Gene Ontology annotation, cellular component: G protein-coupled receptor homodimeric complex; membrane. The coding region runs from base 113 to 1306 and encodes 397 amino acids. Gene Ontology annotation, molecular function: pheromone binding; mating-type factor pheromone receptor activity. The record is from RefSeq and is a predicted model, not a curated record. NCBI's taxonomy places the organism in Eukaryota, Fungi, Ascomycota, Leotiomycetes, Helotiales, Hyaloscyphaceae.
ACAGCUUGGUCUUGGUUCUUCACCAAUUCACCCCUCGCUUCGCGUCGCCAACUUCGUUCAGAUCCUUGAACCUUUCUUUCUCUUUCAUAAGUUUCUCCCAUUUGCAACAGCAAUGAACUUUAUGAUGGCUUCUUCCAAUGGCUUCGAUCCUUUCUCCCAGAACGUCACUUUCCUCAUGAAGGAUGGCGAAGUCAUCAAUCUCGGUGUAUCUGCCAUCGACAACUGGUACCUCUACUCUAUCAAGACCAGCAUCAACUAUGGUGCACAGCUCGGCGCCUGCUUCGUCAUGUUCUUCGCCACAGCUCUGCUUACCCGCGAGUCGCAACGUGGCAAGCCGGUCUUUAUCCUCAAUCUCGUCUCACUCUUCCUUGGUACUCUCCGAGCUCUUCUCCUGGCUGUCUGGUUUACAAGUCCUUGGUCAGAGUUCUACUCCUACUUCAGCGGGGAUGUCAGUCGUGUCGGCCGAGCUACCAUCGCCACCUCCGUCGCAGGCACCGUCAUUCCUGUUCUCAUGACCCUAACCGUGAACGCAUCGCUCGUCCUCCAAGCUCAAACCGUCUGUAAGGUAAUGAGGAGAAAUUACUACUACGGCACCUGUGCUCUCGCCUUCUUGGUCCUCUUGCUUGCCAUCAGCUUCCGUUUCACACAAUGCAUCACCAACUCCAUGGCAAUCAUGUCGGACGGCACAUACUACAGCAAGUUGUGGAUCAGGACCGGCGCUUUGGCAACCGAGACCAUCUCAAUCUGGUUCUUCUCUGCCAUCUUCACUUGGAAACUCUUCUGGACCAUCAUGACGCGCAGGAAGCAUGGAUGGAACAACAUGAACCCAAUGCAAAUCCUCAUGAUCAUGAGUGGCUGCACCAUGGUCAUUCCUUCCAUCUUCGCCGUCCUCGAAUACACCACCAUUGAGUCAUUCCCCGAUGCUGGCACACUCGCACUAACAAUGGUGGCACUCCUGCUCCCGCUUUCCUCACUCUGGGCUGCCAUGGUCACGACAGCACAAAGCUCCUCGUUCAACCUCUCCAGCAUCAUCGGCUCUCAGCAAUCACAUGAAAAUAUGUCUAGAGAUUGCUCAGAGUUGGGACGCAAGACUUUCUGCAGCCAGUCGACAUUCACUGGCCCUCUCGAGUCAUUCAAGGACAGAAAGGGCAGCUUGGCCCCGAUCAGUCCUUCAACUAUUGAUUCCAUCGUCGAGGCUCCGCCCCACGCCCGACGAGAUAGCACCGAGCUUGACCUUGAGGCCAUGGGCGUUAGGGUUGACAAGUCAUACAGUGUUCACAGCGGAAAAGGACUGGUCGGAAACUGAACUCUUGAGAGUGAUUGGAUUGAUUGGCUGAUAGAUGCAGCGCGAGAUGUAUUUUCUGGCGCUGGCGCAUCACUUCUGGAUUCUGACUGCGUAGGGUAGAUCUGCGAUUGGUGAGCUGCUUUGCUGUUUCCAACGGUUACCUUGGGUCUGUACUUUGAGUCUUCACUUACAUACACGAACUUUCGUGUUCUUACUUCUGGGUAUCAACUAG